AUAUUUAGCUUCCUGUGGUAUACUGAUGAGCAGAACUCUUCCAUUACAUACCUCAAUUUUGCCUAAGGAGAUACAUGCAAGAACUUUCUUCAAAAUCACUGCACCAUUAAUAAACAAAAGAAAAGAAUAUUCAGAGAGAAGAAUUAUCGGAUACUCAAUGCAGGAAAUGUAUGAUGUGGUAUCGGGAAUGGAGGAUUACAAGCAUUUCGUUCCUUGGUGCAAAAAGUCAGAUGUAAUAUCAAGGAGAUCCGGUUAUUGUAAAACCCGGUUAGAAAUCGGCUUUCCACCUGUACUGGAGAGAUACACAUCAGUAGUAACCUUGGUGAAACCGCAUUUGGUGCAGGCGUCCUGCACGGAUGGGAGACUUUUCAAACAUUUGGAGACAAUUUGGCGUUUCAGCCCAGGCCUUCCUGGCUACCCAAGAACUUGCACCUUGGAUUUUUCGGUUUCAUUUGAGUUCCGCUCACUUCUGCACUCGCAGCUCGCUACCUUGUUCUUCGAUGAGGUGGUGAAGCAGAUGGUGGCUGCCUUUGAGAGGAGAGCGUGCAAGCUGUACGGCCCGGAGACCAGCAUCCCGCGGGAGCUGAUGCUGCACCAGGUGCACCACACGUAGGGGCGGGCACAGCUGCGCCUCGCAGGCCACUGUUGGCGGUGCCUUUGGGGCUCGGUUUAGGUGUCAGAAAGCACUUACUAAGCCCAGCUCUGAUGACAAGUCUGCUCCGCCGAGAACUUGCACAUAGAACACGGACCCACCUGUACAUAAGAAUUUGUUCAAUCAA
This is a messenger RNA of Chinchilla lanigera (long-tailed chinchilla), 779 nucleotides long. It is a transcript of the gene Coq10b, whose product is annotated as coenzyme Q10B. Gene Ontology annotation, molecular function: ubiquinone binding. The record is from RefSeq and is a predicted model, not a curated record. Lineage: Eukaryota; Metazoa; Chordata; Mammalia; Rodentia; Chinchillidae. Gene Ontology annotation, biological process: ubiquinone biosynthetic process; cellular respiration. Gene Ontology annotation, cellular component: mitochondrion.